GGCUAUUUAAGCUGAAACUGAUAGUUGGACGGAGAAACGUAUGAUCUGCAGUAGAUGUCAGGGAACAAUUCACUGCGAUGUAGUGGUUGUCAACGGUGGAGACUACCAGAGUUGAUGCGACCACGUGCACAAAGCCUGCAAGACGACAUAUCCCCCACUUAUUUGGUAGCAGAAUGUUAGAUAAGUCCCGACCAGUCGUCCAUAUGGCCAGCAACGCUUGGAAUGGGGUCAAGGCACGUCAGAGUCUCCGGGUCCUGCUCCCCCUCAGCCUCGUUAGCCUUGUGACCAUAGUGAUCUACCUGCUGUACAAUAACUGUGACAGAAUCCCGACCACCCCCGACCUGUGUGAGAUAUGGAAAGGUGAAACGCCUCGAACGAACGCAACACUGUGGUGGCAGUGGGCGUGUCUAAUAGAAUGGGACAUGGACAGCGCUGACAGCUACCAGUGUCAGAACAAGGAACUCAUGGGCAACUGGCCAGUGUGCUGGGACAAGGACUACAAACCAAGGGACCCCUGUCUCGUGUACUCCUUUGGUAUAGACAAUGACUUCAGCUUCGAUGACGCAAUGGCAAAGCGAGGGUGUACUGUGUACAGCUUUGACCCAAGUAUGGGGGUAACAGACCACCGACAUUCCGAGAGGGUGUUCUUCAAAAACAUGGGUCUAGGUGCCUCCGACACCGAUUCAUUCCACCCCAACUUUGACGGGUACGUCCGACAUUCCACCAGCUGGAAGGUCCGAACGCUGAAGUCCAUUAUGAAGCUACUGGGGCACGAGAAGCGUGUGAUCGAUGUAUUGAAGAUCGAUAUCGAGGUGUACGAGUGGGCUGUGACAGCCAACAUCAUGAAGGACGGGCUGUUUCCCCAAAUCCGCCAGUUUCUGGUGGAGUGGCACAUAUUCCCAAACGAACCAUCCAGAGAGCGUUUCCAGGACAUCUACGAUGCCUACAUGAGCCUAAAGAAGAACGGAUUCCAGUUCUACCACAAAAACAGUGGCAGCAGAUACCACCAUUACCGUUACUGGAACUCACAGGCUGAUAUGUGUUACGUCAACACCCACUUCAAGCAACCCAGUUAACACUUCCGUCAUGCGCAGAACGGAGUCAGCAUGGGCACACCGGAAGUGGGCUGUGUAAUAUAUCCUCGGGCAGGGUCCGGGGUAUUUUUAGACGUACGUACAGCUUGUAUGUCUGAAGGAGAGGCACUCUUUGUACAAGAACCCAGUGGAAUCCUACAUCACAGAAUCCACACUUGAAUCAGUAUCGUGUGAGCCAGGAAUAUAUACACAGAUGUUCCCUGCAGGCUUCUGUUGCUGAAGCCGGGGCUAAGUUGAUGUGGUGAUGUCUGUUGUUUGUGAGGAAUCCAUCAGUAUUUGCAUUGUAUAUUAUGAAACUAUUUUUAAAGACGAAUAUCUGAUAUAUUUUGAGCAGGUUUGACAUCUUUCUAUCGUCGACCGUCAGGGGUGUGUGUGUAGAAGACUGAUCACGUGUUGUGAUAUGUUCAUUUUUCAGCCUUAUUGUCAUUGUAGAAUUUUCAGGGUGUUGUUUCAGUAUGUUGUUUGGAUUAAGUGUUGUUUAUGAAAGUGAUACACAUCGAAUAUCUUGCCAAAGUUGGAUAUUAUAAUGCCCAAUAUUCGGAUCUGUCGAGGAGGAAGUCCAGGUCUUCCAGAAGAGGUAACUUGAUGUGAAUGACCAAUUGUUUUGUGACAUUGUGGUUCUAUGACGUACGUAUGUCUUGGUGUAUAUGGAACAAAUCAACUUUUGUUGACCUGUUAUUUUGUAACAAAUAAUGUAGGUACAAGAUUACAAUCAAUACAGUAAGGAUGUUGCAAUGAUGUGUGGUUAGCUUAUGAAAUAUAUCUUAGGCCAGCCCCAUAACCCCAGUCAAAGUGCUAUAGCUGGACGUACAUGUAUACUCAUCGGUAACGUUACAUGUAUUGUUGUAUAUGGAGCCAGCGUUGUAUUUGGCAUGAAUAUAAGUCAGUUUCGUUUUCAAUAGUUUGAAGAUCGUUGUGUCGUGAAGUAAGUCUCGAAUACUUACAGCUGUAGCCUUAUCGUCCCAGAGACGCUAAAUUAUGUCAUAAUUCCACAACCAGUGGCCCUGGAGGUCUAGUCGUCUCAAGUGCGCAGUUCCUCGCGAGUUGCCUCCCUUAGGUGUGCCAGAACCCUGUGAUUGAGGGCUUUGUCGGCACUGUACCUACGUACGUACUUAGUAAGCAUUACUGCAGCUGUCACCUAACUGAAAUUCUGUUGGGCGAUAAAACCCAACACAUUAACUUACUCUCCCGUCGUACGCCAGGCAAUGUAAUGUAAGUGAUUAAUUAUGUAUGGAAACACGAUAUCUUUUCAGCUCCAGCUGUAAAUACAGGUUUUCAUGACAGGUAAUUACAACUGUGAGACUAAAAAUGUUACUUUAACAAUAACAUCACGGAAGUUUGUCAAUAUCCUUCGGCGAGGCAUGUCUGUCAUGAAUUAUGAGGAACAAUAUAUUCUUCUUAUACCCCUCCUCGACUCAUUUCCCCACAUCAAAUUGUCGGAAUAUAUGAGAGCAAUACGCGCCAAUAGGCUCCGUCUCAAAUAGUCGUCUCCCUAUGUAUUUCACUGUUUUUUCUCUGAACGAUAAAGCAAGAUGGAUUCGUUUAAAUCCAUCAACGCAUACAAUACAUCAGAAGAGCUGGAUGGAAUUUAGUACUAUUUUCCUGCGGUAUGACCUUGACCUCUUGACCCCACUAGCCCUGACCUGGUGUAACCUUAGUUGAUCAGUUCUAUCAUCUAUGUGAUGUCCAAAAAUACAGCCACGUCAGCAACAUUUCCCUGCUGUCUUCAAUCAUGUUUGUUGUGGACUGUAUCAUUCCAUAUGUUUUCGAAUUAAACUAAAUCGUUCUUCGA
Haliotis rubra (blacklip abalone) is the source of this 2886-nucleotide messenger RNA. RefSeq names its product probable methyltransferase-like protein 24. The transcript is spliced from 7 exons. Bases 174 to 1076 code for a protein of 300 amino acids. Lineage: Eukaryota; Metazoa; Mollusca; Gastropoda; Lepetellida; Haliotidae. The record is from RefSeq and is a predicted model, not a curated record.